ACAGACUUAGCCAAUGUACCAGAGAUAUAACAGAUAGUCUAUGGAAGAUGUAUGUCUGGGCUUUUAGUCUGGAUAAUGGAUACUCUCAGAUCCACUGAUGUCUAUGAUCAGUAGAUCGGUAUACUGGUGAGGCGGGAGAAUGGCUUUGGUUAUGGCCCUGGGUUUGCACCAGGUAUUUUUCAUAAUUUUGCUGCUCAGAGUGUUGUCAGUGUUCCUGGUGAAAACGUGGUACGUCCCAGACGAGUACUGGCAGACUUUGGAAGUGGCACAUAAGCAAGCUUUUGGAUAUGGAGUAUUGACUUGGGAAUGGCAGAAGGGCAUACGAAGCUAUCUCUACCCUAGUAUCGUCUCUGUGUUCUACACUGUUUUGAAGUUUGCAUCAUUAGACUACCCAGAAGUUGUGGUUGCAACACCACGGAUCCUUCAGGCUAUUCUCAGUGCUAUUGCAGACUACCGUUUUUAUAAAUGGACAGGCGGUCGCAAAUGGGCCCUGUUUCUAAUACUCACAUCAUGGUUCUGGUUCUACUCAGCCAGCCGAACAUUAUUGCAAACUUUUGAAACAGAUUUAGUUGCUAUUGCUCUGUCUGUAUUCCCUUUUAAAGCAGGAAAAUUAUCAUAUUAUGAACAAGAGGACAAUAGAUGGAUUUGGCUAGCCGUUUUAUCUGUGUUCAUUCGACCCACAUCUGCACCAUUAUGGCUUGUCCUCGGCAUGUACAACCUGUUUACUACCAAUCAGGGAAAAUUUCAUUUUUUUAAAAACUAUGUGCCAAUUAGUCUCAUAGCCGGUGGAAGCUUGAUCGCUCUAGAUACAUACAUGUACGGAAGAUUAAUCGUCACACCCUGGGAGUUCUUUAAGUAUAAUAUCUUACAAGAUAUUGGAUCCUUCUACGGAACACAUCCAUGGCAUUGGUACUUGACCCAAGGUAUACCGGCAGUGUUAGGAAUGACCUUCCCUCUAGUACUGUGGGGUAUCAUUUCAGUUCUUCGAAGACAUAAAGAGAACAAAAUUGGAGUCGUUUUGUUGACUGCCGCCGUCGUUCAUUUAGGAGUUCAUAGUUGCAUCGCUCAUAAAGAGUUCAGAUUCGUCCUGCCUCUGCUUCCCGUCCUGCUGUAUUUGGCCCAAGACGUCGUCGUCCCCUGGAGCAGGAAGGCCAAGAGAUGGCAGCUGUACUCUCUUGCGGCGGUGAUCCUGCUGGGCAACGCCGUCCCCGCGGCCUACUUCGGCUCGGUGCACCAGGCGGGCACCACGCGGGUCAUGGCCCUCCUGCGGGACGCGAUCCCUCACAACCGCAGCUCCGUGCUGUUCCUGAUGCCGUGCCACUCCACGCCUCUCUACAGCCACCUGCACAUCAACGUGUCGACCCGUCACCUGGACUGCUCGCCCCCUCCCCCGGGCCGCACCUGCGAGGCCGACGCCUUCUUCAACAACCCCGGCGCGUGGUGGGCCAAGGAGUACUCCGCCAGGCAACCUCCCACUCUGCUCGUCAUGUUCGACGUGCUCCGAGGCCGCGUCGAGUCUCUGCUCGAGAACCGGUAUCGGCUGAUAGGCGAACUGCCGCACACGCAGUUUCCUUCGGGCGAGGUCGGCUCGAGCGUGCUGCUGUUCGAGCGAGCGCAGCCGGCGGAGCGCGGCCGAGACUAACCGAACGCAUUUUCACCUUUUAGAAGACCGACGUCGAUCCGCAGUCAGCGACCUCAUCAGUUAUCGUUCGUAGGGAGAGAGAGAGAGAGAGUCUACCCGCCAGUCUCCACUGAUCGCCGCGGAUUUGCGACGCGGGAAAUGUCUUCCGACCGUUUGACAUUAUUGCUUUUAUUUUGCCGACAUUUUGUUUGCACUUUUUUGGUGCAGAUUUAAGUUAUAUUUAAGAUAUCGUUUAGAUAUUUAUAUUAACUAAGUUUAUAAUAAGCGCUCGACGAAGCCAAAUACGCUACGAUUACACAUAGAAAUCCAUGAAUGCGCCCUGCAUCGAAGCGUCUUUCGGGACGGACCGCGGAAUGCCCUCCUAGAAUAGACCGACGAAAAGACCACCGACGGCUCGCGAAGUUCGAAUUCAUGAAAAGGGCGCUGUCGAGAGUUCGAGAGCCGACACCGUUUCUGAAAUUGUGGAAUUGAGAAUAUUUCAAAUGGCAAUAAUGGUGAAUGUGAGAUGACCUCAUUUUCGUUGUACAAAAUAAUUCAAUUCAUAGUAAAUAUCUAUUUAUGACGCUGGUUGUAAUUGCUUGAUUAAGUAUUGUGUGAUUUAGCAACAAUAUUAUUGAAUCGGAUUUGACAUAAUUUUUGUAAUUUUAAUAAACUUUAAUUGAGGAAAUUUUUGAGAAUUUUUUGGGAAAUCCCCAGUGUUGUUUUCUGUAAGUAAACGUCUUUUAGAAAUGUGUGAAUUUUAAUAAAGAUUUUAUUUUUAA
This is a messenger RNA of Pieris rapae (cabbage white), 2403 nucleotides long. RefSeq names its product GPI mannosyltransferase 3 (gene PIG-B). Gene Ontology annotation, cellular component: endoplasmic reticulum membrane. Lineage: Eukaryota; Metazoa; Arthropoda; Insecta; Lepidoptera; Pieridae. The record is from RefSeq and is a predicted model, not a curated record. Gene Ontology annotation, molecular function: alpha-1,2-mannosyltransferase activity. Gene Ontology annotation, biological process: GPI anchor biosynthetic process. The coding region runs from base 140 to 1642 and encodes 500 amino acids. The transcript is spliced from 9 exons.